This is a messenger RNA of Oryctolagus cuniculus (rabbit), 2289 nucleotides long. It is a transcript of the gene NUP62CL, whose product is annotated as nucleoporin 62 C-terminal like. Lineage: Eukaryota; Metazoa; Chordata; Mammalia; Lagomorpha; Leporidae. The record is from RefSeq and is a predicted model, not a curated record. Gene Ontology annotation, molecular function: structural constituent of nuclear pore; phospholipid binding. Gene Ontology annotation, cellular component: nuclear pore central transport channel; nuclear pore. Gene Ontology annotation, biological process: protein import into nucleus; RNA export from nucleus.
UCACAGAAGAGUCUCUUUUGCGGCAACAGCAGAUUCCACCAAUCAGAGCGCGUCCCGGUCGGGGUCAGUGUCCGCCCUUUCUAGUGAACUAGGUCGACCCCAUUUCAUCCUCUGUGGAGGUUCGCUUCUUUCCGACGGUGUCCUGUUUUCUGAAGAGACCGGUUCUUUCCGGCUGGAGGCCCGACCCUCUGGCAGUUAGGCGGUCUCAGAGGCCUGCCGCUUUACUUUGGGCCGGGACAGAAAGCGGCGGCGGCUGCCACCAAGGGUUUGGAGUCAUGAACAGGUUUAACUUUGGAGGAACUAGUAUCCCUACAGGUUUGACUCCAGUAUCUACUGUUGCAACUACUAUUUCAAACACCAUGCUGUUCACUUCGAUGUCAAAUACUUCCACCUCCACUGUUGCUACUAAGCUCUCAUCUACAACAGCAACAACUACCACCACCACUGUCACCACCACCACCACUACUAUAAUCAACAGUGGUUUUAACAAGAAUCUAAAGCCACUGGCAUCAGCUUGGAUUAACACUGACCCAAUCAGUGUUCAUUCUGUACCUUUUACUUCGACUGUUAAUUCGAUAGCAACUCCUGUGAUGACAUAUGGUGAUCUGGAGGGUCUGAUGAACAAGUGGAGCCUUGAUCUAGAGGAACAAGAGAAGCAGUUUCUUUUCCAAGCUAUGCUAGUCAAUGCUUGGGACCAUAUAUUGAUUGAGAAUACUGAGAAGAUUAUUUCUUUACAUGGAGAAGUGGAAAAAGUGAAACUGGCUCAGAAAAGGUUGGAACAAGAAUUGGAUUUUAUCCUAUCAGAGCAGAAGGAGCUGGAAGAUGUGUUGACUCCUUUGGAGAAAGCUGUGAAGAAGCAUAGGGAGCCUGUUUAUCUGCAGCAUACAGAAGAGGAGCAUGAGAGGAUUUACAGAUUAGCAGAAAAUAUAGAUGUUCAGCUGAAACAAAUGUCCCAAGAUCUCGAGGACAUUAUUAAUCACCUGAAUGCAUUUGGAAUUCCUGCUGACACUACUGACCUGGAACAAUGCAGAGGAGGAUAGAAAAGAUAACAUGGAUCUUCAAGUAUUGUCAUGACAAGCAGUAGAAAUGCAAUAUCAAGAUUAACUUUGACUGAAUGAUAUCUUCAGCAUGUUUUUGGAUUAUUUGUUAACUAUUAAUUCUACUUAUGUCAAAUAGAGUAGUAUUUACAGCUACUAUUUAAUCUUUUAUUGCAGUGAAAUGUACUGUGUUUUAUAUUUCAGUUAAAUAUUGUGCUGUUGAGAAUUACACUGUAGUUUUGCUUUAAUAAAUCAAAGCCGUAUUUGCCCCCUUUUCCAAUCUGCAACUUAUUAGAUGUUAAUCCUGUAUGUGUAAUUUAUGUCUUACUUGCCUCAGUUCCACAUCACACCAUGAAUACACAUCUUCCUUCUCACUUUAACUGAAUUGUAGAGAGAUGUUUUCCAAAUAGUAUGUGCCAGUAAUCUUUACUGUGUGUUACACCAAAUGCAUAAUGCUAGUUACUGUAAACUCUAUCUCCUGAAAGAAACUUACUGUCUAGUUUGAGGUAUAAGUAAUUCCCAUCUGUAUAAAAACAGUCUUGACAAUACGAAGAAGUUUGUUUUGAAUCAAAUAAAGUGUGUUAAUAGAAACUCAGUGAAGGCUGGGGCCAGUGAAGGCUGGGGCCAGCGCUGUGGCGUAGCAGGUAAAGCCGCCACCUGUGGCGCUGGCAUCCCAUAUAGGUGCUGGUUUGAGUCCCGGCUGCUCCACUUCCGAUCCAGCUCUCUGCUGUGGCCUGGGAAAGCAGUAGAGGAUGGCUCAAGUCCUUGGGCCCCUGCACCCACGUGGGAGACCCGGAAGAAGCUCCUGGCUCCUGGCUUCGGAUCGGCACAGCUACAGCUGUCGCAAACAAUUGGGAAGUGAACAAGCAGAUGAAAGACGCACCCCCCUUCUCUCUCUCUCUCUCUGCUUCUCCUUCUCUCUUUGUAACUCUGACUUUCAAAUAAAUAAAAUCUUUUUAAAAAAAGAAACUCAGUGAAAGGCAGAAAAGUUAUGGCAGAUUCGGGAUUUGAAUUAGGUUUGAGCAAUUCAGUUAUUUUUGAUGGGCUGAUAUCCUGGUGUUCUACUUGGUUUCAGCAUGUGAUUUAUAGUUUUGGGUUUUUGUGUAUUGUUCAUUUAUUUGUUUUUUUAAAGCCUUGUUCUUAACUUUGAAACAGUCUGAUCUCUUGUAUUUUCUUGUUUUACCUAAGUCACAGAUGUGUUGUUCCAAAAUGAUGAAAUUAAAGCCAAAAUAAACCACCUAAAUGUGUUGAA